AUUUGUCCUGCACCUGACCUAAUCCUAAUCCUCUUCCUCACCUUCGCAUUUCUUCUUCCUCUUCUUCUCCCUCUUCGUCCUCCAUUACCACAUUCACCUAGGCCUAUAUCUACUUUUCUUACUAUCCACCUUGCUUUCCGGCCAUUGCAAAACUUAUUCCCUGAGCAUUGCAAGAAUCCUACGCCUGCCCGCCUACUUACCUACUCGCCUACCCGUCUACUCGCAAGCCCGCCAAUUGACCAGGAAAGACGCCCGAACAAGUACAGGAAUUCCCACGACCAUGACGUCCCUUGCGGCGGGGAUAGUCGAUCCCACGAAAGCCGGCAAAUACCCAGUCGUUCUCAGCGACGCCUUGCUCGGCAAGGAUCCCAAGGAACUCUUCACCGGCGUGAGAUACAAUCACAAGCCGCCCUUGUCUUCAAGCACAGCGCCUGCUCAGGCACGAAUAAAACCCGCCCCCUCCACCUCCAAGAAAGGUGCUCCUUCGUAUGAUCUCGCCUUCCAAGAUGACGGCGGUCGCUAUCAGUACAAAGGUACCUCUGGCGCCGAAAAGAGCCAGUACGUGCUCAUCUUCGACCCGGCCCGCGAGGUCUUUGUCCUACACAAAGUCAAUUCCAUGUUCAACAUGAACUUGGUGCGGACGCCGUCCAACGACAACGCCGAGAGCUUGCGACGCGAAUUUCCGCAUCUCGAGGCCCACAGCAGCAGCACUAGUGCUAAAGCCGCUGCUUCGGCUGGCGGCAGCAAAUCAGCUGCUAAGGGAGGCAACGACCAGAAGAAGACGGCGGCUAAGUCGCGAAAGCAAGCUGCUCCCCCGGUUGAGGAGAAACCACGUCUCGCCAUGCCCGAGAAGAAAGCGCCGCCGCCGCCGCCGAAGCCCGCGGCUAACAACAAGCGGCGGCAGGCCUCAGAAGAAGAAGAUGAAGAGAGCUCAGACGACGAUCUCGGCCUCACUAUUGAGAAUCCGGGCGGGGAGGCCCCGAGCACGAACCGCGACUUCUCCCCCAUCUUUGGAAUUCGCCGAUUUUCCGACUUCGUCCAGCAAAAUGGGGAGGACGAUCAAGAUGAUGCCGAUGCCGAGGAGGAUGACGACGACGCAUUCGAGCACUUCAAGCUACCUAGUCCUAUCAACCACCAGAUGCCCAAUGCGGCCCCGCAUAUCCAGGCCAACGCAGAAGAGGAGGAGGAGGAAGACGAGGAAGACGACAAUAUGGAGGAUGUACAGCACGAGCAACCGGCCGAAGCCGAAGAAGACCCUGGUCAGGAGGAUAUAGAUCUCGAGGCAGAGCUUAUGGCCGCGCUGGAGGAAGAGAGCGACGUGAGCGAGGAGGAAUAGCGGCGGCGCCAAC
This is a messenger RNA of Durotheca rogersii, 1349 nucleotides long. RefSeq names its product RNA polymerase II transcription elongation factor-domain-containing protein. The transcript has 2 exons. The record is from RefSeq and is a predicted model, not a curated record. Lineage: Eukaryota; Fungi; Ascomycota; Sordariomycetes; Xylariales; Xylariaceae. The coding region runs from base 281 to 1336 and encodes 351 amino acids.